This is a messenger RNA of Sitodiplosis mosellana (orange wheat blossom midge), 903 nucleotides long. RefSeq lists its product as uncharacterized. The transcript is spliced from 11 exons. NCBI's taxonomy places the organism in Eukaryota, Metazoa, Arthropoda, Insecta, Diptera, Cecidomyiidae. Gene Ontology annotation, molecular function: protein binding. The record is from RefSeq and is a predicted model, not a curated record. The coding region runs from base 115 to 780 and encodes 221 amino acids.
AUCAUCUAAGUUCAAUUGAUAUUCAUAUAUAAAUUCAGUACUCAUCCAUCAAGUCAAGGCUUUGUUUCAAAUUUGAUUGAAUCAUCGAGUAGAAAGCAAUUCAUAUUUUGAAUUAUGAGAUUCGUCAUUCUGUUGGUUUUAUGCUUUAGUGCAUGUAAAGGUGUUCAUGUCGACGAAUUCAGCUUUUCAAAUGUACUCGAUAUCGUUUACUUGAUAAGAGAAGGUUUGAUGAAGACAGCUGACCACUUAAUUGCCCUGGAAUGUGUCAAUGCUCGAAAUGAAGAAAAUGGUCAAGUUUUCCUUCAUGUGUGUGCAGAAAAGGGUUCGCUUCUUUGUGUCAAGGAGCUUCUUCGAAACGGUGCUGAUCCAAAUAUCAAAGACAAUUUCAACAAGAGGCCAGUUGAUUAUGCUAAAGCAAAUGAAUACGUGGUUAUCACUUCCAAAUUAACAGAAGCAAUGUUGAAAAGUACUGCUGGUGAUGUUGCGGGACAAGCUUGUCGCAUUGAUGAAGCCGAUUGGAAGAAAAUGGGACGAAAAAGCUUUGGUGACCUUAUUGAUGAAGUCGUUGGCAUUGGAAUAAAUAAACGAUUUGGCGCUCCAUUCGGCGACGGAGGCACUCUUCUUCAUGAAUGGUCGAAAAAUAAUGUUACACUCGGCAUUGAAAUGUUGUUAGAGGCAGGAGCCGAUCCGAAAAUCAAGGACAGUAAUAAGAAGACAGCACUUGACCAUGCUGUUGGCAAAGGCUAUUGGAAAAUCGCAGAGCUGUUAUCUAAUGCAUGAUUUCCACGUCAAUACAAUCCCAUGACGAUAUUCCGGACUUUUUCAAUAUUUAGAUAAUAUUCGUGUAACAUCAUAUUUAAAUCAAAGCACAUUUGCUUAUAAAGGUCGAUUCGGAACAAAAGA